Messenger RNA from Larimichthys crocea (large yellow croaker), 2472 nucleotides. It is a transcript of the gene borcs5, whose product is annotated as BLOC-1 related complex subunit 5. Gene Ontology annotation, biological process: organelle transport along microtubule; positive regulation of anterograde synaptic vesicle transport; lysosome localization. The record is from RefSeq and is a predicted model, not a curated record. Bases 441 to 1034 code for a protein of 197 amino acids. Lineage: Eukaryota; Metazoa; Chordata; Actinopteri; Sciaenidae. The transcript has 4 exons. Gene Ontology annotation, cellular component: BORC complex; cytoplasmic side of lysosomal membrane; synaptic vesicle membrane.
AGCAGGGGGCGGUGAUGGGCUGACGAGGAGAGCGACCACGUGAUCAAUAUUUACGGAAGUGUCUCAGUGACCUGCAGUCAGCACUGUGUCGUAUCUAUUGUCUCAUGUUGAUGUUUUGCUUGGUUAACUACUAAAAGUCGAUGCGUUUUCACUAGCUGUGAGGAUAACAGUGAGGACUGAGCCUGGAGGAGUCCGGGUCAGACAGUAAACACAGCAGCAGCUGUUCAUACGAGGCUAACCUAGCUGCUAGCUGUGAACAAACAGCUAGCUCUGGUUUUCACUUCCCGUCCUGUGGGCAUGGCUGUCUGCCUGUAUGCCUGCGUGUGUCCGGGCAUCAUAUAAAGUCUGUGUGACGUUAUUUAUAUUGUAUUAUAUGGCUGCAGCUUCUGGAAACAUUGAUAAGCACUGACCGCUAAGCGAGCUAACCGUACGUGAGCACCAUGGGAGCCGAGCAGAGUGGAGACGCGGAGCACAAACACUCCGACUACAGCUCGUCCGUGGUGCCGUCUCCAGCAAAGCAGAAGGCAAAGAUGGAUGACAUUGUGGUUGUGGCCCAGGGGACCCAGUCAAUGCGAAAUAUCCACAAUGACCCAGAUGUCAUAAAGCUUCAAGAAAUACCCACCUUUCAGCCGCUCUUGAAAGGAGUGCUGAGUGGCCAGACGUCACCCAGCAGUGUGUGUCUGGAAAGACUGGAUGCUGCCCACGUUCUGCAGCUCUGCGUCCGAUACCAAGACCACCUUCACCAGUGUGCCGAGGCCGUGGCCUUCGAUCAGAACGCCCUGGUCAAGAGGAUCAAAGAGAUGGACUUGUCCGUAGAAACCUUGUUCAGCAUAAUGCAGGAGCGCCAGAAACGCUACGCCAAGUACGCCGAGCAGAUCCAGAAAGUCAACGAGAUGUCCAUGAUACUGAGGCGCAUCCAGAUGGGUAUCGACCAGACUGUGCCGUUGAUGGAGCGCCUCAACAACAUGCUGCCUGAGAGCGAGCGCCUGGAGCCCUUCAGCAUGAGGCCUGAUGGGGAUUCUGCUACCAAGUAGCCUCCUUAAAGCCAACACAGCUGCUUCUUAUCUGAGUCCAGGAGGAAGUGCACGUCUGUCCAGCUGUAGGAAUACUAAGUCUUUACAUGGGUACAAAAGUCUUAACCCAUUAAAGUGUUUUGUUUUUAUAGGCGUAAAAGUGUGAGAGUGCUCAGGUCAGCUCUACAGGUCAAGAUCAGUUCUCUUUAUUCUUUAGUUUUGCUGAACACCCACAGUCUUUAGCAGCAGCAGCAGCAGCAUACCUACUUACCACAUAGCACGUCUUCUCAGCACACACACCUGAGUUUAACCACAAUCUUCUGCUACUGGCGACUGAGCAGCUCUACUGGAGCAGUUGCCAGCUUAAGAAGAGAUGCGAUCAAAUGUAGCCCAACUGCAGCGGGGCUGGAGAUUAUUACUUAUCUCUUUCCUGCAGGGAAUCAAACUGGCAAUCUUCCAGGCACAGGCUUGCCUUAUUAAUCUAAAGGCAGAGUAGGAACAAACAUUUUUGACUGAGUCAGAAUGAACUCCAUACGCUCUAAAAUGGACUGCAGAUGUGUGGCAGGUUUUAGAGACUCACUUGGUUGUGAGCGACAUAUGAGUAUUUCAGAACUCUACCUGCAGCUCUGUGGAUUUGCGAACACUGGUAGUGGAUUCAUUUUGGAUCUUGCACGUCACAUUACAAAUAUUUGUUGUUUGUGAUUACAUAUUUUAAUUUUAUCAUUUUGGGACACCAUGAAGAAGAGACUCAAAGAGAGGACCAAGAUGCAUUAUUGCCUUUGGAUUACAUAAGGAGCAUGGACGUACUGUACACUGAAAGUGAACUGAGAAACUUCUCGGACAGAAGAUUGCCUCUCAAUAUUGUCAUGACCUUGUGAACUUGAGUUUUACGAUGACAGAAGUUUAAUUUAUUUGGGUACUUUAGCUUGAGCAGUUGUGUCAAGCCUGUUUGCAUGUAAAAGAAGAGGUGACAUUGUAGAAACGUAGCAAAUGACUCACAUGUCAGAUACGCCUGACCAAACCACACUCUGCGCUGCAGUUUCAGCAUUAACAUACCAAAGAUUUGCAAGUUCUCAAAGCUGUUGAAUAAGUGUCACUUUGGAAACAGUUGGUCAUCUUGGCUCUCUUUGAGGAAAGUUAAUUUCAUCCUCAAUUCUUGUAUCUUAAUGUUACGGCUGUUUAGGCUCGACGGGCCAGUUCACACAAAUGAUGAGGAAAAAACUCAAGCUAUCCAUCUAUGACAGGGCUGUCAUGCUCAUUUUAGUUCAUGGGCCACACACAACCAAAUUUGAACUUAAGUGGGCAAGACCAGUAAAACCACUGCAUAAAUAACAACACGUCCAAAUGGUUCUGUUUCUUUUAGUAUUGAGAAGUCGAAGUGCAUUCUGAAAACAUUCACAAUAAAUGAUUGAUGAAGCGUCCAUCUACAGAACGGAUGUUGAACAGCCCAACAUGAAAA